AGCACACAUCUAGUGACUGAAGACUGUGUCAAGAUGACCUCGGAGGAAAUGACAGCGUCUGUUCUUGUCUCUGUGGUACAGGGUAAAGUGAUACCUGCUCAGUCAGCUGGAGAUGAAAAUACUGAAAAUGCUUUGGACACCAGUGUUAUAAAAAGACAUACUGCCAGUCCGGGAAGGCAAACCACACAUGCUCUCUCAUACUUACACAGACUUGAAGAAGAAAGUCUUCAGGGCUCAGUGCCCAAAAUAUUCUCUCUGGCAAAAGAGCAACUGACUAAUGACAAUGGUAAUGAAAACUUGUGGGAGAGGAACAGCUCCAUCCCUGAUUCAGUGGAAUUUCUUAACAUUAACUGUAACAUUGUGCAGAAGAACUACACGAGCAGCCAGGUGUAUAAAUCUUGUGAUCCUUUAGCAGGGAGAGAGGCAUGCCUGGAAACUGGAAUUCCUGUUUCACUGGAAAGAGCCAUGCUUGCUGAAAUUCAGUUGAAAAUGAAUGGGCCUUCGUUAAGAAGCCAGACAGCAGUAAAUAAGAAUGACAGCAACGAUACUGAUAAAGUGGCCUUUUUUCACUUUCAUUGUGCUAGCAAGAGGAAUAUAUCAAAGGCUUUGUGUAGUUUACACAACGGCUUCAUUUUGGAUGACUGCUUGCAGCCAGUAGGUGUUGGUGAUGGUAACACCACUGGUUCCCCAGCCUGCACUUGCAGAUUAAUGGAGUUGACAAAUAAUUGCGAGAAUGAAAGUGGGCAGCAGUUGUAUGAAGACGCUUUAAGGGAUAAGUAUUUAUGUCUGGAAAGAGCACCACGAAAGGUUAAAGUGGCGUGCUCAGGUCACAAUUUCUGUGGAAAUAAUUUUACUGGAAGAAUGCCCUCAAAGCCCUUUCUGAGCCAUUUUGAAGACUGUAAUGAUAACUGUGAAGAAGAGGUGGAAGAGGAUUUCUUUAGAAACAAAAAGGAACGUUCUACUUUAUUAAUAAGACGUUUCUGUAAAAAUGAUAAAGAGGUUAAAAAAUCAGUUUAUACUGGAACGAGAGCAAUUGUUAGGACUUUACCUUCAGGGCACAUAGGAACCGUGGCUUGGAAUUAUGUUGAGCAAAGGAGAAACAACAGUGGCUUGAAGCUUUCUAGGAUUACAACAGAACAGCUAACUAUAAUUCAGUCCUUAAUAAAAUGGGAGUUUAAUUCCUUUCUUGAGAAGUCUUUAUGGUAUGAGAUCUUCAAUACAGUGAGAGAAGAAGGAGCAGAAGAUAUUUUUGAAUAUUUUCCUCAUCUUCUGAGAAAGCUCCCAACGUUUGAUACAGACUGUCUCUGCAAAGGUGAUGGUUUUUGUGUAAAACCAUGUGUAACAGGUGCUUACUGUCAAUAUCGUGCCACUUUACAGAGGACUGCACUCUCUAACUAUAUAACUGGUGCUUUACUAGAAGCAACUACAUCGUUAGGAGCAAGAAGUGGUCUUUUAAAUAUCUUCGGAGGAUCAACUGGAAGAACAAUGCUUAAAGAACGUCAAGCGUGUACAUCUAUGGCUGGCUCCAGCGUCCUUCCCUCCAACGUGUCUGGUAUAAGCAAAGAGCUGAUCGAACUGCAGCACCUCAUCCAGUUCCCGGAGGAGGUUGCCAGCAUUCUGACCGAGCAGGAGCAGGAGCUCUACCGGAAAGUCUUACCCAUUGACUACCUCUGCUUUUUAACCAGGGAUUUGGGUAAUGCUGAAUGUCAAAGCAAGCUGCCAUCUAUUAAAGCUUCCAUAUCUGCUACUAUUCUUUCUUCCCCAAAUGGUGAACGUAAUACUGUAGAAGAUCUUGUGACAAGGUUUAAUGAGGUGAGCUCGUGGGUUACCUGGCUGAUCCUGACUGCAGGUUCUAUGGAGGAGAAACGAGAAGUCUUCUCAUACUUAGUACAUGUGGCAAAAUGCUGCUGGAAUAUGGGCAACUACAAUGCUGUAAUGGAAUUUCUGGCAGGCCUAAGGUCAAGAAAAGUUUUAAAAAUGUGGCAAUUUAUGGACCAGUCUGAUAUUGAAACCAUGCGAAGUCUGAAAGAUGCUAUGGCCCAACACGAGUCAUCAUCUGAAUACAGGAAAGUAGUCAGCCGGGCACUCAACAUUCCAGGCUGUAAAGUUGUUCCUUUUUGUGGUGUAUUUUUAAAAGAGCUGUGUGAAGUUUUGGAUGGAGCAUCAAGCCUCAUCAGACUCUGUCCACGAUAUAACUCCCAGGAUGAAACAUUAGAGUUUGUUUCAGAUUACACUGGACAGGAUAAUUUCUUGCAACGAGUAGGCCAAGAUGGUUUAAAUAAUCCAGAAAAAGAAUCAACAGCAAACAAUAUCUUUCAAACUAUUCGGAGCUGCAAUCGCAGUUUGGAAUCUGAAGAGGGUGAAGACAAUUUUAGUGAAGGGAGCAAUUCAAGAAAAAACUCUUUGAAGGACAAAAACCGUCUCUCUUCUUUGUUCCCUUACAGAUUUAUAAUUGGAGAUCUUUCAGAUUCUGAAAGUGAUAUAUUUGAGCAGUUGAAGGAGUGGGACACAAAUUCAACAGAAGAGCAACAAAAGGCGUUCUGCCACGGGAUAGAGCUCAUUCCCUGGUAUGUGCUAUCUAUCCGGGCUGAUGUCCAUCAGUUCAUGCAACAAGGGGCGACCGUCAUUCAUUACGACCAGGAGACACAUCUCUCAGCGCGUUGCUUUCUUCAACUUCAGCCCGACAAUAGUACUUUGACUUGGACAAAACCCACAACAGUUUGCCCCGCAAAUGCGAAGGCAAAACUGAGCGUGCUGGGUAAUACUGCUGAGCUCGGUAAAUACCAGUUUCUUGGUAAUACCGGACUGGUGGAAGGUUUUUUGGACUUGUUUUCCGCCAAGGCUGUAUAUAUGGGACACUCUGGCAUUGAUAUGCACACUGUGUGUGUUCAGAAUAAACUUUGUAGUAUGUCCCUUGAAGAAAAUGGUAUAACACUACUUUAUGGACUUCAGACUACUGAAAAUAAGUUGCUGCACUUUGUUGCUCCAAAAUAUACUGCCAGAAUGCUAUAUGAUGGAUUGCUGGAAUUGAUUAAAGCGGUAAGAAAAAUGAGGAGAUUUCCUGAUCAAAGACUACAGUGGCUACGGAAACAGUAUGUCAGCCUUUACCAGGAGGAUGGAAGGUUUGAAGGCCCAACCUUGGCUCAGGCUGUUGAACUGUUUGGAGGCAGGCGAUGGAGUGCAAGAAACACAAGCACGGGAACUCUCACCAAAAGCACCGAGAAACCUAGUGUCCAGAGAAACAACACUCUGGGAAUAAACGCAGCUAAGAAAAAGAAGAAAGUACUCAUGAGGGGUGAAAGUGGAGAGGCCACUGAUGAUGAAAUGGCAACUCGUAAGGCAAAAAGCUGUAAGGAAUAUCGUAAUAGAAGUGGUUCGGAUCCUCAAGACAUUGAUGAGCAAGAAGAACCAGAUCAAAGCAUUAUUAUUAAUGCUUCUCCAUCGAACAACCUGCCAUCAAGAAGAGCUCACUCUCUGACAGCAUCUGCAUCUCCUAAUUUAGGAGCUACAACAUCUUCACCAGCAAGACCGGUCUCCUCACCUGUGAUGUCUUCAAGCAAAAGUCAGUCUAGCACAUGGAGCAGCAGUAGCUGGCAUGGCCGCGUUAAAGGAGGAAUGAAGGGGUUUCAGAGCUUCAUGGUGUCUGAUAGUAACAUGACUUUUGUGGAAUUUGUAGAGCUCUUCAAAUCUUUCAGUGUCCGUAGCCGCAAGGAUCUGAAAGACCUUUUCGACGUCUAUGCUGUGCCUUGCAAUCGGUCUGGUUUAGAGCCUGCUCCACUUUACACUAAUUUGAAAAUUGAUGAAAAUAGCACUGGAUUCCAGCCUGAUUUAGAUUUGUUGACUAGGAAUGUUUCAGACCUUGGUUUGUUCAUUAAGAGCAGGCAGCAACUAUCAGACAACCAGAGGCAAAUAUCUGAUGCUAUUGCUGCUGCCAGUAUCGUAACCAAUGGUACUGGAGUUGAAAGCACAUCGCUGGGAAUAUUUGGAGUGGGAAUCCAGCAGCUAAACGACUUCCUAGUGAAUUGCCAAGGAGAACACUGCACCUACGACGAAAUCCUCAGUAUUAUCCAGAAAUUUGAACCCAGUGUGAAUAUGUGCCAGCAGGGGCUGCUCUCUUUUGAAGGAUUUGCAAGGUUUUUGAUGGAUAAAGACAACUUUGCCUCCAAAAAUGAUGAGUCACAAGAGAAUGCUGAGGACUUGCACUUUCCGCUGUCCUAUUACUACAUAGAAUCUUCCCACAAUACUUACCUUACCGGCCAUCAGCUUAAAGGGGAGUCCUCAGUAGAGCUCUACAGCCAGGUUCUUUUACAAGGCUGCAGAAGUGUAGAAUUAGACUGCUGGGAUGGCGAUGAUGGGAUGCCUAUCAUUUAUCAUGGGCACACUCUUACUACCAAGAUCUCUUUUAAGGAGGUAGUUGAAGCUAUUGAUCGCAAUGCAUUUAUCACCUCCGACAUGCCAAUUAUCAUAUCAAUAGAAAACCACUGUUCAUUGCCUCAGCAACGUAAGAUGGCUGAAAUUUUCAAGAAUGUAUUUGGAGAUAAGCUGGUAACCAAGUUUUUAUUUGAGAGUGACUUUUCUGAUGAUCCCAUGCUUCCUUCACCCGGACAACUGAAAAGAAAAAUCCUGCUUAAAAACAAGAAGCUGAAAGCCCAUCAAACACCAGUGGAUAUAUUGAAACAAAAGGCUCACCAGCUGGCGCAUAUGCAGGCACAGGCUAGCAAUGGCGCUAGCAACCCCGCACCUGCCAAUGAAGAGGAAGAAGAUGAAGAGGAUGAAUAUGACUACGACUAUGAAUCGCUGUCUGAUGAUAACAUUCUUGAAGACCGACCUGAGAAUAAAUUAUCAAGUGAUAAACUGCAGUUUGAAUAUAAUGAAGAGACUGCUAAACGAAUAAAGAAGGCUGAUUGUGCUACUUACAAUAAUAAAGGAAAGGUGUACGAUAUGGAGCUGGGUGAAGAAUUCUAUCUUCUGCAAAAUAAGAAGGAAAGCAGACAGAUAGCCCCAGAGCUAUCAGAUCUUGUCAUUUACUGUCAGGCCGUAAAGUUCCCUGGCUUGUCAACUCUAAACCCAUCUGGCUCUAGCAGAGGAAAAGAAAGAAAAAGCAGGAAGUCCAUUUUUGGCAACAAUCCCGGCAGGCUGAGCCCUGGGGAGUCAGCUGCUCUUGCCAAAGCAUCUGGAAAAGGUCCUUUUGAUGCGAUGCGGCAGACCUGGGAAGAUCCUUGCUCUCCUUACAACUCUCCAGCUUCUCUCAGUGCCAUCAUAAGGACGCCCAAGUGCUACCAUAUCUCCUCCCUGAACGAGAACGCGGCCAAGCGGCUGUGCCGGCGGUACUCCCAGAAGCUGAUCCAGCACACAACCUGUCAGCUCCUGAGGACCUACCCUGCCGCCACGCGCAUCGACUCCUCAAAUCCCCACCCACUCAUCUUCUGGCUCCACGGCGUACAGCUCGUGGCCCUUAACUACCAAACAGAUGACCUUCCUCUGCAGCUUAACGCAGCGAUGUUUGAGGCUAAUGGCGGCUGCGGAUACGUUUUGAAACCUCCUGUGCUGUGGGAUAAAAAUUGCUCCAUGUACCAGCAGUUUUGUCCAUUAGAAAGAGAUCUUGAUAAUAAGGAGCCAGCUAUAUAUUCUUUAACAAUUGUGUCCGGACAGAACGUCUGCCCUAGCAAUAGCACGGGCAGCCCGUGCAUUGAAGUCGAUGUGCUGGGGAUGCCUCUGGACAGCUGCCACUUCCGGACGAAGCCCAUCCAUCGCAACACUCUCAACCCCAUGUGGAACGAGCAGUUCCUUUUCCGAGUUCACUUCGAAGACUUGGUCUUUCUGCGGUUCGCAGUUGUUGAAAAUAACAGCUCAGCUGUAACAGCUCAGAGAAUCAUUCCCCUAAAAGCUCUAAAAAGAGGCUAUAGACAUGUCCAGCUCCAUAACCUGCACAAUGAAGCAUUAGAAAUUUCUAGUUUGUUCAUAAACAGUCGGAGAAUGGAGGAGAGUCCCUCUGGAAAUGCUCUGCCUGCGUCUAUGUUGUUUAGCGUGGGGGAAAGGAAAGCUGCUGCAACUUCCAGAGUGACAAUUCACGGAGUUCCAGGCCCGGAGCCUUUCACUGUUUUUAGUGUAAGCGGGGGGACCACGGCUGGACAGCUUCUCCACCAGCUCUUGGCUACCACAAAAGGCCCCGAGUCAUGCGCUGCAGACUAUUUUCUGAUGGAGGAGAAAAGUUUUAUAUCUAAAGAAAAGAGUGAAUGCAGAAAACCACCAUUCCAGAGAGUGAUUGGUCCCGAAGAAGGGCUAGUGCAGCUUUUGAACAGUUGGUUCCCAGAAGAAGGAUAUGUUGGAAGGAUUAUCUUUAAAACCCGAGAGGAAAAUUUGAACGAGAGAAACGUCUUUCAAGAUGCAAAGGAAGAUGCAGCCAUCAGCUCUGAGGAGGACAGUUUCUUUGUUCAGGUCCAUGACGUCUCCCCAGAGCAGCCACGCACCGUCAUCAAAGCUCCCCGCUUCAGCACAGCUCAGGAUGUCAUACAGCAGACUCUUUGCAAAGCCAAAUACUCCUACAGCAUUUUGAGCAAUCCAAAUCCAAGUGAUUAUGUGCUCUUGGAAGAGGUGACGAAAGAGCCAGCGAACAAAAAGUCCUCAACAGCUAAACCAUCUCAGAGGAUUCUCUCUGACCAAGAGUGUGUGUUCCAGGCCCAAAGCAAGUGGAAGGGAGCAGGAAAAUUCAUCCUUAAACUCAAAGAACAGGUUCAGGCAGCACGAGAUGACAAAAGAAAAGGCAUCUCCUUUACCAGCGAACUCAAGAAGUUAACCAAGGCGAGUAAGCAGUACCGGGGGUUCAUAUCGCCACCUCUGCAGGUCUCGCCGGAGAGUCCGCAGAGCAAGGAUGAAAGGUCUGCGUGCGGUUUGACUUUCAGUGACAUUAUGGAAUAACCACCACUACCUACAGUGCGGUCUGUUCAGAUGCUUAAUCCAGGCAAUGCUGCUGGAUUCACAUCCAGAAUCUGGGAAUCCUAAGCAGGAUGUCAUAGAUUGGAAAGAUGCCUGUCAGCUAUUGGAAGAAGAUUCUCCUCCUCCCGUAUCUUCACAUCUGCAGAUUCUCGAUAGGCAGAGCAAGAGGUCUGCUUGGACUGUAUGUUAUAAGCAAGCAUGUGUCGUCGCCCUCCCCUUUUUAAAGAAAAGGUAAUUUUAGCUAGUUGCCUCUAGGGAAACUGAAGGCAGAGAACCAGAGUGUUCUUUUAUGUGUAUUAUAUUAAAAUAAUGCACUUUUACCUGAUGAUUUCUGUUAAACACUGUGUUAAGUGAUUGUAAAGAGAUUUAAAUAUACUGUAACUUCCUUUGCAUAUCUAACUUCGGUGAAUAUAUACAAAAUGCUCAAAUUAUUUAUGGUUUAUCUACUUUAACAAAGUAAUGUACAAUAGCUAAUACACCUAACUGGUAGUGAUACUUUGACAAGGAACAACAUUUCCUUCUUAUAAAGGUUUUCCAGGCUUGUGUUUAAAGAAAGAAUAUUUAUUAUCAUGUUCCAAAGUAUGUGCCAUUGUAUAAUAUAUUUAUCAUAUAUAUUACGUCUUCAAAAAUGCAGCAUUUUUACCUCUCUCUGGCUUUAGAGGAAAAAAAUGUUUGAACUUUUCUGGUUGUUUCUUUUCAGCACAAGACAUUUAAUACCCAAACCUGACCAAACUCAAAACAAUGUAUCGAUAAAUGUAAUUAACAAUUUCAAAAUCUUGAAUUCAAAAUACAUGUUUCCAUAGUCAGGAAAUGCCUUUUUACUUGUCUUACACUAUAACUCCUGACAUUUUUGUUUACAUAGAAACACUGUUGUAAAUUUUUAUGUUUGCCGAAUUCAUCUUUUGAUAUUUAAGUUAGUGGUGGUUGUCUCCUUUGUUUUUUUCCCUCCAUGGGAGUUACCAAUGUGCUUGGUUAGUUAAAACCCAUACCAACUUACGGGGGCACAAAUGGAACAGUUAAUGUGGGAAAUCAGAGGGAUGACUCACUUCAGUAAGUGCACCUCUGGUGGAUAAAUUGCUCUGCAUGUGUUUUGUCUCCCCAGGGCAAUCCCUAAACAAAGCAUUUCAGUUACCUGGUGUGACUAAAUCAAGCCAUCCAUUAAUAUGGGGAGUGAUUGGCACACUCAGCUAUUCCACAUCAGCUUUAGCACUCGAGCACAAAAUGCUGCUGCUCCUAAGAGAGAAGCUGCAUCAGGCAAAGGAUAAAACAGCAGGGUAACUAAAACAAGGUUUACUUUUGAUAGCGCAAGGACGAAAGGGAAAGAAGUUACAGGCAGUAGUGCUGUGACAACCAACACCCCCUGCCAAUAAUUAGAAAAUUAAAUAAAAGCCAGCAAAUUCAUUAAUUGGCAUAUAAACAAGUAGAUAGAACCUGCAUUCUGUCACCAGAAGCUAUGAAGUCUUUCACUACAGAAAAUUCCUAUAAAGUAGCCAUUACCAAAGCAAAAAAGUGCCCUCUUGAGGUUGCUUCCAAGGAAAAUAACCACACACAAAACUAUCCAAUUUCCCUGUCCCAGAAACCAUGCACUUCCCACUGCUUAUCAUCAGUACUGAUGGAGCAAACCAGCAUUUUGCAAUUCAGCAAUCAUGAUCAAGUAAAGAACCCGGCCACACCUCCUGUAUUGCCAAUUCCAACUGCACAGCCAGCCCCUGUAAGAGGGAGGUGGGCUCUCUCCCUACCCCACGCCCACAGCAUGUGCAUGAUGCAGGACUGAUACCAAGUAUGAUGUUUGUUAGAAGGGGCAACAUACCCAUAGUUUUAUAUGCAUAGCUGGCUUUGGAAUACUUUGAAAUUACUGGAAAAUGCUUACAUCAACCUACUGCACAAUUCAACUAACGCAAUUAUUUUUUUAAAAUGUUCGUUUCGUUCUCCCUGUUAUUUCAACAACAGUAGCAGUUUCCCAUCACAAAAAAAAAUUCCUUUUGGUGUUUUUAUCGUGUUUUAGAAACAAUACUUACUUUCCUAGAGAGUUUGCCCUUACCUAUUUGGCUUUUAUUUGUUAUAUUCAGAAGCACUGAAAAUAAAAGUCUUAAUAGCACCUGUAGUAUUAUAGUAGCCUGGAAGACACACUUGCUUCAACACAGAAAGCUGUUACACCCAUGUCAUCAUCCACUAAUGGUUUUCUGUCACAAAUUUAAAAAAAAAACAACACAGAACUAAACAGCUGGGACAUUAUUAAGGGACAAGAGUGUCCACGUCACAUUGCAUAAUGCAGGUCUAAUGAGCCUCCAGUCUAGUGGCAAUUUAAAAACAUGGGUUUUGUACUAUUUCUACUAGCACAGUAAUUUUCUAGCUGUGGGAGUAGUUCAUUAAUGUAAGUACGUACCUUCCUCAUCAGUCAAGGUCUAAAGCUGCUUUUGCUGCUGUUUCUCACGGUGAAAGAAAACAGCAAAACAUUUGGCUUUCUGGUAAAAAAACCCAAAACUUCAUAGGAGGCACAUAGGCAUUAUACUGUUCUGGUAUUUUCAUUAAUGUACAUAUAUGACUUGACUUAAUUUCAAGUUUAGGUAUUGGUAAACAUCAGAGUAAACUUUUCUUGGUGAAAUGUGGUACCUUUUGGGGUGAAGCUGGAAAGGAGUACGUUAUCCUUCCAUUUGAGUUGGUUCCAAAUAUCCUAAUAAUGACAGCACGGCACCACUUGAAGCAUUAAACAGGUGGUGUGGUUUGGGUUUGAGGUUUUGUUCUGGGUUUUUUUUGUUAACUUUUGUGAAAGCCCAGUUAGAAAUACUUCUUAUGCUGGGUUAUUAUUCCAAUAGGAAAGUUUAUUCUGCUUAGCCACAGAUUUUAUUUCUGCAGGAAUACCUGUCUACACAUUCCUAUGACAAGACUGACAAAAUAACUUUGGCCCUUUCUGUGCUUUUGGCUGGGAUGGACAUCAAUUAGGAAAAUAUAUUAAUUUUUACAUUACAAACUAUUUACAGGAAGGAGCUUCCAGGAUAAAGUUUGAAAGAAAGGAAUGUAAAUAAUCAACACCUUCCAGAAACAUGCACUCUCUGAGUGGUAGCAGGCCUCAUGCUGAACAGUUUACAGGUGGAAAGCUCACGCUCUGUUGCCUACCAGCAAAACCACAGAAGUACUUUACUCUAGGUUAUUUUAAAAUCACUGUUACUUUUCUACCACUUUCUUAUAUUUUCCUUACAUAGCACAUGCUGCUUGCAGUGGUGUGACUGUAUGGGACAAAAGUUGGGCAGCCACAGAACCUGGCCCUGUUGCAGUGCUCGUCAGUCUGCAGGAGGUAGUUCCCAUCACCUGAAGGGCUUCCUGUUUCUAUCUUACUAAUCCUAAGAUUAGCAGUUAGAAGAAUAAAAAAAAUACCAUGUCAGUUUUAAUUUUUAAAACCUAGUCACAUUAUUUUAUUGCUACAAAUAUUACUAGAUGAAGUAUAUCGAUAGCCAUCAUUAGAAAGCCGUAUGCUUCUAGAAAACACGUGCUUUCAAGAAUUAAGGACUUUUAACAUGGAAAUAGCUAAAUAUUUCAAGAACACAUUCUCUUACAUUCAUAGUUUGUCUUUUUUAAAGAAGAACUUGCUGGUAGCUUUACAUUUCAGUGAAAGGGUGAGUCUGCAGCUUCUGAAACUGAUCUGUCCGUUCUGCUCUAGCUCUCCAAAUGCUUCAGCUAACAUUUGCUUUUUAAUCACUGGCCAUUACUAGUCCGCUGUAAAACUCCGUUCACUCUUAGGGUAGCCCACUAAAUGUAACAAAGGUGGCGUUCUUCCUGUCUGUGAUAAAUUAUUUUGUAACUUCAAUAGUGAUAGACAUCUGGCAGACUUAGCAAAUUAAACACAAAAAUCAAUAGCAGUAAAGAGAUUUUGCUCCAAUACAUGUAUAGGUUAUUUCAGAAUGACGUAGUUGUACAGCUGUCUUCCUCUGCCUCUUAAAGCAUGUCCAAGUAUUCUGACAAUGCAACAUCACUAUGUGCCAGUCUUUAUUUUGUGUGGAAACUAUGUAAAAUGAA
This is a messenger RNA of Egretta garzetta (little egret), 10950 nucleotides long. It is a transcript of the gene PLCE1, whose product is annotated as phospholipase C epsilon 1. NCBI's taxonomy places the organism in Eukaryota, Metazoa, Chordata, Aves, Pelecaniformes, Ardeidae. The transcript is spliced from 32 exons. Bases 34 to 6918 code for a protein of 2294 amino acids. The record is from RefSeq and is a predicted model, not a curated record. Gene Ontology annotation, molecular function: phosphatidylinositol-4,5-bisphosphate phospholipase C activity; guanyl-nucleotide exchange factor activity. Gene Ontology annotation, biological process: lipid metabolic process; small GTPase-mediated signal transduction; phosphatidylinositol-mediated signaling.